Molecule: messenger RNA, 2513 nt
Organism: Branchiostoma floridae (Florida lancelet)
Lineage: Eukaryota; Metazoa; Chordata; Leptocardii; Amphioxiformes; Branchiostomatidae
Product: polypeptide N-acetylgalactosaminyltransferase 12-like
Exons: 13
Coding region: 259-2178 (639 amino acids)
Cellular component (GO): Golgi apparatus
Source: RefSeq, a predicted model, not a curated record
CAUACUCGAAAAUACGUCACCGUUAUUCCGUGAAAUAUACCAACUAUAGUACGUCGGUACAACAACGUCUAGCAUACGGCACAAAACAGAUCCUAGACCUAAACAGGUGUAUCUUCAAACGAUCUUCCGGCACUCGGGUACUUCAAGAAAAGAUAUUUCACCGGAGCUGUGAUCGUCUGGCCAAAAGAGAAAUUUUAACUUGGCAACUACGUGAACCAAAUUGUCCGUCAGUUUGGAACCAAGUCGCCAGGUGGCGCCAUGUACAGUCUAAAAAUCCCCGUGAAGCAUUCUGGAGAGAGGCUGAUUGUAAUAGAACGCUACCCCUCCAACUUCAGCAUCCUCAAAGUGACUGUGAUAGUCUCGUUGGUUUGGUUGUCUGUUGGGAUCGUCAUGUGGCAAUUUGCGUUGCUUGAUGAGACAAGUGGUGCAGUUCAUCAUGAAAACGCUAGUAGCGCUUCUGUUCACAAAGUCGGGACGGAACAUCCAACAGAAGGGGAACAGCGAAUUGACCGUGCGGAAAGUGAGAAAACUUCACAAAAAAUACCAGCAGCGAAAAUGGAGAAAGAGAAAAUCGUUGUAAAGAGAGAGGAGAAAAAAGAGCUAAUCGACCCGACCCCACAUCUAAAACGCCCGCCAGUUGACCCCACAGCUCCGGGGGAGGGAGGUCAUGGGGUUAACCUUCAACCUUCGACCCCGGAAGAGAAAAGACUUUAUAAAGAGGGGCUGAAAAAUAACUCCUUCAACGCAUGGGCGAGCAGCAAAAUAUCUCUCCACCGGAGUCUGCCGGAUCUCAGACACAGGCUGUGUAAACAAAAGCAGUUUUUCCGGCCCUUACCUCAAACCUCUGUCAUCAUCAUCUUCUACAACGAGGCGUGGUCCACUCUGCUGCGCACGGUGCACAGCGUGUUAGAAGCGUCCCCUGCCGAGCUGCUGCGGGAAGUCAUCCUGGUGGACGACUGCAGUACGUUUGAUCACCUAAAGGCUCCAUUGGAGGCGUACCUGUCGACACUCCCCCAGGUGCGACUUGUGCGCAGCCCGGAGCGGCAGGGGCUGAUCAGGGCCCGUCUACUGGGGGCCUUACACGCAAGAGGAGAGGUCCUGACGUUUCUGGACUCGCACUGUGAGUGCAUGCACGGGUGGCUGGAACCGCACAACCACUUUUUAUCCUCCCAAAAUCCUUCUCAAUAUCGUAUGUUUGUUUGUUUGUUUCUUUGUUUGUUUUAUUAUUUACCGUCGUUUCUUACUCCACAGAGUACACAGAUGGGCGGGAUCAACUUCAAAGAACUCACCUUCAUAUGGGAGCCGAUUCCUGAGCACGAGCGAAGACGGCGAAAAUCUCCUGUAGAUCCCAUCAGGUCUCCAACCAUGGCCGGAGGAAUUUUCUCGAUAAACAAGAAGUACUUCGAGUACCUGGGUGCAUACGACACAGGCAUGGAGGUCUGGGGCGGGGAGAACAUAGAGAUGUCCUUCCGGAUCUGGCAGUGUGGCGGAACCAUCGUGGUCCUGCCGUGCUCUCACGUGGGUCACGUGUUCAGACCCACGUCACCCUACUCGACCGGAGAUGCCUGGAAGAAGUUGGUGCAUAACAACAGGCGCAUGGCAGAGGUGUGGAUGGACGACUACAAGGAGAUCUACUACAGGAAACACCCCGAAUAUAGAAAGUAUGACAUGGGAGACGUGACGCAGCGGAAGCUUCUGAGGAAAGGUCUUCACUGUCGGGACUUCAGCUGGUACCUGAGUCACGUGUUCCCCACUUUGUACGUCCCAGACAUCCAACCAAUCGCACAUGGGCAGAUCUCCAACGAACAAACGGGCCUGUGUCUGGACGUCAUCAAGGCUGGGAAGGAGCCAGCAGGGGUGUUCCCCUGCCACGGGAAGGGCGGUACCCAGUACUGGGAAGUGACGCAUGCGCAGGAAAUACGUGACGUCAGUGGGGACUUUUGUCUGCAGGCAUCAUGGGAUAGGUCUGACGUCAUCACGGCAAAGUGCACACACGUGCGCGGUGACGACGGACCGUCUGAGGAGCAGAAAUGGGUUGUCAAGGAGUCCGGAGUGCUGUACCACCCUCAAACUGACAGGUGUUUGGACGGAUCCGUAUCUGGGUUGAGUAUGAUGGACUGCAGUACUAGUGGCAGCCAGAGGUGGCGCAUCGAAAACUUUCAACCUUUAACAGGAUAACACGAAAAUAGUUGUCAUAUUCACAAUUGCAAACCUAGUCAGUAAUAGAUCAAAUCAAUUUUUCAAAGUGAUUCCAGUUUCAGUACUAUGAGAAUACAAUGAAAGCAGGACACCAAACAUCCGUUUCACUUUUUCUUUUCCAAUAUUGACAUGAGUUAAGAUUGAUGACAACAUCAAAGGAAAUAAAAAAAUAUCACUACCUUAAGUAUUUACAUUGUAGAUUUAUCUGAUAUGUACAAAAUAAAGACACUAUAAUGGCAAAGACUCUAUAGGCUUAUGUUAAUAAUGAUCACAAUGAUAAAAAUGAUACAGACUGUAUACACUGAUGCUUCAGA